Mycena citricolor is the source of this 1582-nucleotide messenger RNA. NCBI's taxonomy places the organism in Eukaryota, Fungi, Basidiomycota, Agaricomycetes, Agaricales, Mycenaceae. The record is from the annotation of a GenBank genome assembly.
GCCGGAAGAGUGGCGAUAACAGUCGGACCAGCACGAAGCUCCCCGAUGCAGCUCGCGCCAUCUUGAACGAGGAGACGGUCCAUUUCCGGUCAAGUUCGCAAGUCUACUGAGCAGGCCAUAGUCCAAAGCAGUGUCUCCGAGACCUUGGUUGAAGAAUGAAGAUGACCUUCACAAGGAAGUCGUCAGCGACUGGCGACGCGUCCAACGCGAAACUCGUCCGAUGUGCUUGUAGAUUCAUCCCGUUUUGCGCGACCAGGGAAUACUUGAGCAAACGCCUCGAAGACUGUUCAGCCUGUCGGCCAAUGAUCAACGGGACACUUAGAGCUUCUGGAACUAUUGUGCUAGGCCCAUACACGCACCCUGCUCUCCUCUCCUUUCCGUGGAAGCUUCUGUCCUCUUCCGAAUUACCGUGUGGAUGACGCGCAUUGGAUUUGGAUGACUAGCAGAGAUUUCUUGAUCCUCUCCGCUCGUGGAAUGUGGAAUGUCUGUGCUAUGUCUUCGAGCAGAGGUCUGCAGUCAGAGAUGGCUUAUUCCACUUGUGUGGAUGUAUGGACAGGGCAUGCACAUUCCAGAGAGUAGAGUGAAGUUGCUGGCUGAUCAAGCUGACACGGGAAGGAGCUAUCAUUGCAUAUGGGCUCGCCGGCAUUCCAGUCCUCACUCAGCUUCAGCCAGCAGCGCACUCGGUGCAAGAGCCAGGCAAGACGGUGGUAGGCACCCUCUUGCGAUGACCCAGGAAUCAAAUCGACUUCUCGUCACGCCGAGACCCUCUCUACAGCCACGAAGCAGGACCACUGGCACUCCGCCGUGGAAACAUCGUAUGUGUAGUCUUAUCUGAGCAAUCGUGGCCUCAUUUCUCGUCCUUUGUCUUUGUUCAGCGCUCAGCCCUGAAUUGGAGCCUUCUAGAAUGAUGAAUCGAGGCCUUGUCGUGCGGAGCUUGUUCAGAUGACCCACGUACGUCUCCGUCGAACAUCCUCGGGGGCGGCAGCCGCUCACAAGGAAUAGGUUGGACCCGCAGACUCUUGGCCAAGGGCAGCAAGGAUGACUGCACUGAGCUGCACUAUCCCAUGCGCUCAGAGGCCUCUCUUUCUCUCGUGCCGGCUACCAUUUUCCAUGGCAUCCUCGAAAACUAUUUUCUUGUGCUGCCAGGCUGUCCAGGUGAUUCUGUAUCGCUCAAAAUGAUGUUGUCCCUUCCCACGCAAUCUUGACCGAGCAAUGGCAAAUAAGGAGCUCGCACGCGCGACUGCCCGCGAGCGUGCGUACCAGAAUAUCAAUGUCUGGGCCCGGCCGACCCUCGUGCACCAUUAGAACCUUUCGUCUACAUGCCCUGGGCGGCCAAUCGGUAUCUGUCAUUCUUGAUCUUGGUCUCUCACUCGGCGAGCUCCGUUCACGAGCGUCAUGGAGUCAUCGACAGAUCUCGAGACCUCAUCAGUCGACCGGGAGCUAACUACAGUGCCCCAACUCCUUUUGUAUUCCAUCAAGAUGGUCAAAUUCUUGGAUAGCGUCACAUCUGGUCUGCCGAUCUACCCUUGGGAAUAUCGUCAACCUCUUGAAGCACCAUGAUCUUCGGGGUCGUCGGCAAGAC